This is a messenger RNA of Dunckerocampus dactyliophorus (ringed pipefish), 5313 nucleotides long. RefSeq names its product bcl-2-modifying factor-like. Gene Ontology annotation, cellular component: myosin complex. Gene Ontology annotation, biological process: positive regulation of apoptotic process; negative regulation of autophagy; apoptotic process. The coding region runs from base 220 to 798 and encodes 192 amino acids. The record is from RefSeq and is a predicted model, not a curated record. NCBI's taxonomy places the organism in Eukaryota, Metazoa, Chordata, Actinopteri, Syngnathiformes, Syngnathidae. The transcript has 5 exons.
CCCGGCGGCGGAGUUUAGUUGUGGAGCUGACGUAGGCGAAAUGAAAUCGGCUUGUUGCAGUUUUCCCCACAGAAAGGAAGUUGUCGUGACGGAGAUACGGGCAAAACUUGGUUGACUUGGUUGAGGAUAUUAUCGUCGGUGUUAUUUUUUUCUACCAGUCUAAGUCCGCAUCAACGACAAAGCCUGUGUGUCGGUGUGCUCAUCGUGUAGAGUCCCCGCAUGGAGGAUGAGGAGGAUGAUGUGUUUGAGCCAGACCUCCACUGCUGGCACACCACAUUCAAGGAGAUAAAGUGUGAGGAGCGGGCUACACAAACACCUGGCCCUGUACUGGCAUCGAACAACGGCAUGCUGCCCUGUGGAGUCGCAGAGGAGCCAAGACCACUCUUCUACGGCAACGCAGGUUUUCGAUUGCACUUCCCGGCAAACUUUGAGCUUGUUAGUGAUCAGGAGGCGAGGCGGAGAGAAAGCGAAGACGGGAUGGAGCAGCUACGCCAGCGACAGCCUGUGGCGCGCAGCGUGGAGGUCUGCAUCGGUCAGAAACUCCAGCUGAUCGGAGACCAGUUUCAUCGGGAACACUUGCAACUAUAUCGUCGAAACCAAAGGAACCAGGGGCUGCUAUGGUGGCGCCUGGCCACAGCUCUGCUGGGCCUGCUCUUUGACAGGGGUGUCUUUGCUGGAGGAGGCGGAGCAAGACGUAGCGGCACAGUCGGGGUGUUGGAAGGGAUGAGAAAGGUCACCGCGGGACGGAGACAAGCAACUUUUAUACAAGGUUUAAUUCUUUUCAAGAAGAUGCCAUGAUGCCCCGAGAUUCCUCUACAGGACAAUGUUCACAUUUUGCUAUAAGUGUGGUGUAGUCGUUUUGUACAGUACAAUGGUUGUGUUCAAUUUUUUGCACUUCACAAUGUAUUCAUUCUAUUGACCUCCACAGACCCUGGGAAUGCCUUAUUCAAUGUUUUCUGCCACAAAGAGUAUUGAGAGAAUUUACACGAUGGUUAAAAACAAAAGGAAAUGUGGUUGUGGGUUUUUUUUUUCUACCUUUGUGAAGUUUUUCCAGCUAACCACUCAAGUUGAUUUACUAAUUUCCAAAGAGGUAACUUUUCAGAACAAAGCAUUUUGCACCUCACCUGAAUGGUUACAUUUACCGUAAUAUGUUUUCCCCUCUUCUCUUCUUACUUUACUCAUCCAUUUGCUGUAAUACAAUGUUUAGUUUGGACAUUUUCUUGCAAUAGCAUGAGCUGUUUCUGUAGAUGAACUGUCUGCACACCAAGACAAAUAUUUAGUGACAUCCCGGGAAGUAUUAGGGGCGGAGUUAGCAGAAGUGAUUAUUGCUCACUACGCAAACAAAACCUGUGUAAAGAAGUGUUCCGACUGCAUAAAUCGUGGUUAUUAAUAUAAGGAAUGAGGAUUAUUCAUUUUAAAAAGAUUUAUUACACUAUGUGGAUGAAAAUAUUGAGAUUCUGAUGGAAUUAACAAAGGAGUUGCGUUAGUUUCCUCUGAUCAUCCCAUGCUUCCAACGAUGUGGGCUUAGUUGCUAUGCCGCUCUGCACAAAGUAAGGUUCUUAAAAGCAUGCUUCGAAGAGUUUGGUAUGGAAGCUGCCACAACCCGAUUAAACACCUUUGGGAUGAGCGAGAAAUAGAGGUCAUAGCGACCCCUACCUUCACCCCAUCAUCUCAUAGAAAGUCUUCCCAGGAGACUGGAAGCUGUUUCUUCCUUUGUUCCAAAGUGUCCCAAUACUUUUGUCCAUAAGGUGUGUCAAGCCAUCUGCUGUAAUACUAUCUAGUCACAGACACACAAGAUCGUAGUGCUCCAAUUUGUUGUAUAGGAUGUUCCUUUAGAAAGUUGUCAUGCCAGUGCACUAAAUGGCAACAUUAGUCAAGCCAAUUGUAUCCUCAGUGAGGGCACCACUGACCCUUCCAUCUUGAGUGUCGUCUUGCUGUGUCUUUUAUCCAUGUUAUUUGCAGACCUCCAUGCCCUUGAAGUGGAGCCGUGGAUCCACUGUUUUUGCACUAGUACACCCUUUAAGAGGUCCACUUGUUACCUUGAUCAGCCCUGUCUUAAAUGAAGGUUUUCAGUUCAUGCCACAAUGUCCCAUUUUUCAAUCAGUGUUGACAUGUGACUAAUCACAGUCUAGGAUCUGGACUGGAAAGAGCGGCUUUCUGUGUUGUUUUCAACACCAAACAGUCCAUCUGCGAAACAGAAUCUCCUCCUCUCAGGCAACUCUAAUGGGAUUUCCACCCGCUUUGUGUUCAGUGGGGUGACCCUUGUAUUGUCUUUGGUGCUCAGAUCCAGAUGUGACGCAGUUCUAUUCCACACCCCCAUCACUGACUGUGCAAACUGAAGACUAGUUAGUUAUUAUUGUUGAAAUACACUGUUGAAGAUGUUGUUUGUUUUAUUUUUCCAUUGAUGAACACAGGCCAACCUUUGGACCCACGGAGCAAUACAUAUCAGGGGUCUGUAAUGACUUGCUCCUAACAAUGUGUCAAGUUGAUCACUGCAUCAUUAUUAGGCUUUCCUCUUGUUAUCGACAUAUCUCAGGGACAAGGCUUUGUGGGCCACUGGAGACCUUGGGAAUCAGUUACAUGGUCAGAGGAAGAGCAGUGUUGUCACCUACAGUAUGACGAAACCUCAUCUGUCAAGGGGUUGUCACUUUGUUUCUUUAAUCCCGAUUUGUUCAAACGAAGGUACAGUUUAAUCAAAGAGCCAGGGGCUGACUUGUCGUCUGGAGGUGGUGACGGGGGGCUACUGAGUGUGUAGUUAGUAGGCGUGCGACGUGCACUGAAUGUGGUUGUAGUUUCCUGCGGAUCCUCAAUGCUGAGCCAGUUACCGUAGCGCCCCGUCCCAUCACUGGAACCUCAAGUCCUCUUUGUACUGCUCCUUAAAGAUACGCCCUAUUGUUCAUUAGUUCACUUUCUUUGUAAUUUAUUUCUUUUCCUUCUUAUUUAUUUUGUUUUUUGUAUAUUUGUCUGUUUCUACUGUAUACGCUCGUGUGUGCGAUCGCUUCUUGUUAUCCUAGGCGGGCCUGUUCCGAGCCUUUCACUAAUUUCAGGUCGUUUGUCUGACAUGAAGAGCAGCAGUUUAGUUAAAAAUGGACUUUAAUGGGACAAUUUUUUCAUUGGCCACAACUUUUCACUUGAUACUGUAUGUCUGCAUAAAGGCUAAAUUGGAUUAGGUGACAGUGGAUCCCCGUAUACUCGUGAUUCAAUAUUCACGGCCCCACAAAUUCACCGAUUUUUGGUCCAAAAAAUGUUUUUUAUUAGUUUUAGUUAGUUUUUCUCUAAAUAGAGGCUGUUUUUACCGUCAAACACAUCUCAUCCAUGUUAAGCCUGUAAUAAUUUAUAAAUAAUGAUAAUACAGGUAAAAUGUAGAGCAUACAUUUUUUUUUUAUCUCUUUAGGCGUCACGAUAAUGGUUUUUUGUCAAGCGUUGAGAUGUCGCAUUUUGUUAGGCAGUCCUUGAACGCACCAUAGUUGUGUGCAGUGACUGGCUCCAGCAUGACUCAGAUUCCAUCUGUUCAUUGAUGAUCUGCCAUUGUCAUUCGUUAGUGGUGAGUACCGAUGCAUUUUAUACUUCAAAUGCGUUUAAUAUGUGUGUGAGGCCUAUUUAGGGCUUAAACCUGAAUGGCGCAAUUAGCUUGUUAGCUUCUGUCACGAGUGAACAAUGGUAAUUGAAGAGAGAAGGGGAGGGUUCUGGAGUUGAAUUUAAUCUUAAGCAUUCCAACAGUCACUUUUAUUGCAAAUUUUGAUCUGAAAUCAAAGGAGAAUGUCAGCAUCAAGCUAGCAGGAGGGUUUGGAGGGGUAGGAACAAGCUCUGUGUUUAAAAAUGUACAUUUUUAUGGCCGUAUCAAUCACUCACGGAAUUUUGCCAAUUGCUGGUAAAUAGGCAUGGAACGUAACUCCUGCAAAAGUGGGGAUCUACUGUACAAACUUCAUUUUAAUUAGUUUUUUAUAACUUCAAAAUCACAUCAGUUGCAUUAAUACUGACAGUGGAUGCAGCUCUUCAUUAGGACAACCACUCCUGACAUUGUCCAAUCACCUUUCAAGCCAGGGGAGGCAGUUUGAUUCUGGAAAAAAAAAAUAGAUCUAGGGUGGAGUAUUACUUCAAGGUUGUGAUUUUCCAGGGAUGGGCCCAACCAGUUCAGACAUUUUUCUUUACCGCUCAAUUCAGUCCUGAGUAGAAUCUCUACGUGUGGUUUAGAAAAGCAGCAGCUUCAAUGUAGUUAUUCAUUUGUAUAAUAAUUAUAACAGGACAUGACUUUGCCCUGUAAUUAAUGAACAGUCACCCGUCACUAAUGAUACAUCAGAGAGCAUAAAAAGAGCUGCAUUCAUGUUCCUUCAAGACACAGGGUGUUGGUUUAUGUGUUCAAUUCCCUAAAUCUUGAUAUGGUGUUGUAAUCAACAUGCACUGGAAAGUACUUUGUUUGUGUAGAUCCAAUGGGUCCCUUUAUGUGUAUUGUCUUGCUUUAUGGUUGAUCAUGUUGCCUCACAUCAGUUGUAUAUCUGUGCAUUGGCCAAGGUGGCUCACACGUUUGAUUGAUUGGAAAGGGAAACAAUCUGCGCAAUCUGUGCCCUGUGUUUUGUUAGAAUGACGUUCCAAGCUGCAUUCUUGUUGUACGUGCAUCAAGAGUGGAGCAUCCCUGGUGGGGGACCUUGUAUUUUAUGGAAACCGUCAGUGUCUUUGAAUUUUGUAGUCCACUUUAUAUAAAUUUGAAGUUUUUGAGGACGUUUUGAAUUUUUUUUUAAUGAUAAGAUUCCGUCGUCUUGUUCUUUCUUAACUUUUCUUAAAGCGUAUUUUCUUAACAGAAAAGGAUCUGUUUUUAUAAAAAAAAAAGGUUUUUAACAAAUCCUUGUGACUCGAUUAUGUCAAGGGCAUUUUUUUCCCACAUUCCUUGCACAGCCCUUUGCCGUGUGUAAAGCAAACCAAAACAAUUCACUGUUGUUCAUUUAGCGUGUUACGUCGCCCUUCUUUGCAGGCUACAUCAAAUGUACAUGUAUUUGUCAAACCCUGGAAUAUGCCUUUUAACUGCUCAGUUUCAAAUGAAGUCUUGAUUAUCACACAUUCUCUGUAUACCAAGAAAGGAGACCCAGCGAAAAUGUAGCAUUUUUGUAAACAUUGACUGUGUGUUUUCGAGACUCUACUGUGCACUCAUUUUUGUGUUUAUAAAUGUAUUUUUGGUUGUUGAUAUAUUAUGGAAGUAAAGACAAUUUGUUACGUAGUGCAAUAUGCUGUACAUAAGGAGCUUUGCUCUACAAAUCUUUUUUCUGGAUUUCCUGUUGUUUAUUGGUACUUUUUUCAAUAAAAAUUUUAUUGAACGUG